Molecule: messenger RNA, 1068 nt
Organism: Boleophthalmus pectinirostris (great blue-spotted mudskipper)
Lineage: Eukaryota; Metazoa; Chordata; Actinopteri; Gobiiformes; Gobiidae
Product: prostaglandin E2 receptor EP1 subtype-like
Biological process (GO): adenylate cyclase-activating G protein-coupled receptor signaling pathway; inflammatory response; positive regulation of cytosolic calcium ion concentration
Cellular component (GO): plasma membrane
Molecular function (GO): prostaglandin E receptor activity; thromboxane receptor activity
Source: RefSeq, a predicted model, not a curated record
CACUGAUACGGUUUGACAAACUUUUGACAAGCAAAAGAAGAGGAGCAGGCUGCUAUAGGCCUAUUUCAUACGGGACUUCCUUUUACAGAAUCUAACAAUGCAAGUCAUGAAGUGAUGUUAGCCUUGAGCCACUACAACUCCACCAGCUCCCAGCUCCGUCCACGUCUCUGCAAUGACAGUGAAUGGAGCGUGGAGGCCAGGCUGGCUCUGGAUGUCCUUUCCCAACAGGGAAACUUCACUUUUGUGCGCCCCACGACCAGCGGAGUCAUCAUUGUUGUGCUGUCUAUGACUCUUGGUAUAGUCUCCAAUAUUGUGGCUUUGUUUAUUUUGGCCAAUGCGUAACUACAGCGAAGAAGAUCCAAAGCCACCUUCUUGUUGUUUGCCACUUCACUUGUUGUGACUGAUUUUAUUGGACAUUUGGUUCCUGGAACACUUGUUCUUAGACUAUAUCUUUCUGGAGGGGUGCGUCCAGAAAAUUACAGCACCACAGAUGGCAUGUGUCAGUUCUUAGGGGGCAGUAUGGUGUUUUUUGGCCUAUGCCCUUUGUUCCUUGGGUGUGCGAUGGCGGCAGAGCGUUGCCUAGGUGUGACCAAACCUCUUUUGCACUCAUCUUUGGUCACAACUACUCGAACCAAAGUCAGUCUGUGUAUAAUUUGGCUGGCUGCUUUGUCUGUAGCCUUGCUGCCCUGUUUUCAGUUAGGCUCUUACACCUAUCAGGACCCUGGGACGUGGUGCUUUAUAAAGGUUCUAAAUGACAUUGGAGAGGUGGAUGUAGCCUUUGUGGUGCUCUUCUCGGGAUUAGGGCUCACCUCACUGGCUGUGGCGCUGGUGUGUAAUACUGUAAGUGGACUGACGUUGGUUUUGGCACGACUGAGGAGGAGACCUAGAACACAUCCUUCAGCAAACUCUCACGACAUUGAGAUGGUGGUGCAGCUGCUCGGCAUCAUGAUCACAUCCUGCAUCUGCUGGAGAGACAUCAUCAAAAAGACCAAUGAGAGUCCUGUCAACAUAGCAAAAGGUGGCUACUUUGAGGAAAACAUAAUUCCGUAUAUCUUGCUUCAUGCUUGA